Amphiprion ocellaris (clown anemonefish) is the source of this 1259-nucleotide messenger RNA. RefSeq names its product 3-hydroxyanthranilate 3,4-dioxygenase (gene haao). The transcript has 10 exons. Gene Ontology annotation, molecular function: iron ion binding; 3-hydroxyanthranilate 3,4-dioxygenase activity. Gene Ontology annotation, biological process: 'de novo' NAD+ biosynthetic process from L-tryptophan; quinolinate metabolic process. The record is from RefSeq and is a predicted model, not a curated record. The coding region runs from base 84 to 947 and encodes 287 amino acids. Gene Ontology annotation, cellular component: cytoplasm. Lineage: Eukaryota; Metazoa; Chordata; Actinopteri; Pomacentridae.
AAUAUUGAAAGCAGUCACAACUGCAGUGAGACUAUCAGUCCCAGAGCUUUAACACUGCAACACAAAGCCCAUUUGACCUAAAAAUGAGCAAACAGUCUUUUCUAGUAAAUGUGGACGACUGGAUAGCAGAGAACCAAAAUGCUUUUCUGCCACCAGUGUGCAACAAGCUCAUGCACUUUUCCCAGUUACAGAUCAUGUUUGUUGGAGGUCCCAAUACCAGGAAGGAUUACCAUAUAGAGGAGGGAGAGGAGUUGUUCUACCAGCUGAAGGGGGACAUGUGCCUGAAAGUGAUUGAAAACGGCAAACACAAAGAUGUGCACAUCAAGGAGGGAGAGAUGUUUCUGCUGCCUGCUCGGAUCCCUCAUUCCCCCCAGAGACAGGCCAACACUGUAGGACUGGUGGUGGAGAGGAGACGGCUUCUGACAGAGACCGACUGCCUGAGGUACUAUGUGGACAACACUACUGACAUCCUGUUCGAGAAAUGGUUCUACUGCCAGAAUCUAGGAACUCAACUGGUGCCAGUAAUUAAAGAGUUCAUGGCGUCUAAGCAGUGCAAAACAGGAAAACCUGAUCCAAAUGAAGUCUUCAGAGAGCCUCCAUUCCAGUUUAAUACCAUGAACGUGAUGUCACCCUUCUCCUUCAAAGACUGGCUGGAAAAGCAAAGGCCGUCCCUGGGUAAUGGAAAGUCUGUCAACAUGUUCGGAGCUCAGUUUGAAACAGAGGCAACAGUGUUCGGACCUGGAUUGACAGAGACGUCAGUGCGACAAAGUGAUGUGUGGAUUUGGCAAAUGGAGGGAUCGUCAAGAGUAACUCUGAAUGAGCAGGAGUUUACCCUUUCUGCAGGGGACAGUUUGCUUGUUCCUGAGCAGAGCCAAUAUGAGUGGCAGAGAGAUGAGGGGACUGUCGCCUUGUGUGUGGUUCAAAACCCAGAGCGGAAGAGACCCUAACCAUCAACUGCCAAUUCACACAAAUACAGCAGACUCUCGUGAAGAUAUAGCUCAUGUGUACUCCUAUUCUUCACAAAGAGCUCUAUCGGUCAGUAAACAGUACGUUGUGUAUCAUUGUCACAUACAAUAAGCUGUGUAAACUCCGUUAAGUUUUGUUUUUUGGUAAUGGAAAUGAUUAUUAACCCCUUUCAGCAUUAUUGGCUAGAAGACACUACAGAAACUGAAACUGCACUCACAUUCAUUUUGCCACUGCGUGUAAUUUUAUAUUUGCGUUAAGAGAGAACUAAUAAAGAUAUAUCUUAAGAAAUGAAA